AUGACGAUUGGUUUCGUCGGGGAAAUCCUCUGCGCUGGAGGGAAAGACUAUUACAAAGUCCUCGGCGUGGACAGACAGGCGGACGAUCGAACGUUAAAGAAAGCCUACCGUCGCGAAGCGAUGAAACACCACCCGGAUAAAGGCGGCUCCGAGGAGAAAUUCGCGGAGAUUGGCCAAGCGUACGAAGUUCUCACCGAUACAGAGAAGAGGCAGAUUUACGACCAGUACGGAGAGGAAGGAUUGAAACAACGCGAAGGCGGCGGCGGCGGCGGAGGAGGAGGCGGGAACCCGUUCGGCGGAGGGCACCCGUUCGGAGGUUUCGGUGGAAGAGGUGGUAACACGUUCACGUUUGAGUUUGGCGGCGGCGGCGGCGGAGGAGGAUUCGAUCCGUUCGGGGACAUGUUCGGCGGCGGCGGCGGCGGCGGGAGGCGGCAACAACAGAGACGAGAACAACCGCCGAGGGAGAAGGAGGAUUUGUACGAUCCCAAGAAAGGGCACAAGACGAAGAAUUUGAAACGGUCCAAGUUCCCCGAUAGCAACGCGAAGAACGUUUGGUUGAUUGAAUUUUACGCGCCGUGGUGUCAGCACUGUAAACGGUUCGUGAAGGAUAUGGAAAAGCUGAACGAAGAUUUGGACGGAUUCGCCAGAGUCGGAGCGGUGAAUUGCGAGAAGGAGAAGGCGUUGUGCUUGCAGGAAGGGGUGUCGGAGUAUCCCAAGGUGAAGUUAAGAGUAGCUGGGGUGAAUAAACAGUACGACGGAGAGUCGGUGAACUACGCGAAAGUGAAGGAGUGGGCGUUUGAGAAUUUGCCGAGUAAAGCGGAGUCGAUUCGUAAGCCGGAGAUGUUUACGAAAUUUAGAGAGAAACACUGUCCGGAGGGACAAGGAGUGAAGUCGGUGUGUGUUUUGUAUUUCAAUAACAAACAGACGACGCCGAACUGGUUGAAGAUUGCCUCGUAUAACGUGGGAAAAGUGCACAAAGAAGUGAAAUUCGCGGACGUUCGAGCGCCGAAUAAUCAAAUAGCGUUGAUGUUUGACGUGGACAAAAUCCCGUCGUUGGUGGUGUUUUGCGACGGCGACUUUAAGCGAUCGGUCGUAGGUGAGAAGAAAGAGUGGAUGGACGACGCGGCAAAGCCUUCCGAUUGGAGCGAGCCGUGGUUGAUGGAACACGCGAAUAGAGAGUAUUGCGAUAGGAAGAUGCGAACGAGAGACAUCGUCGGCACGACGAUUGAUCCGAGUAUGGAUUUUUCCAAGAUGCGCGUGGCAAAGUUGAAAGCGAUGUUAGCCGCGAACAACGUGUCGUGCCAACUGUGCGUGGAGAAAGGCGAUUUCGUAAAGGCGCUGAAGGAGUUUGCAGCGUCGGGAGGUGCGAAGCGAGAUGAGCUUUAA
Molecule: messenger RNA, 1386 nt
Organism: Bathycoccus prasinos
Lineage: Eukaryota; Viridiplantae; Chlorophyta; Mamiellophyceae; Mamiellales; Bathycoccaceae
Exons: 1
Coding region: 1-1386 (461 amino acids)
Source: RefSeq, a predicted model, not a curated record